Molecule: messenger RNA, 1629 nt
Organism: Malassezia restricta
Lineage: Eukaryota; Fungi; Basidiomycota; Malasseziomycetes; Malasseziales; Malasseziaceae
Product: A transporter
Exons: 1
Coding region: 1-1629 (542 amino acids)
Cellular component (GO): membrane
Molecular function (GO): acetyl-CoA transmembrane transporter activity
Source: RefSeq, a predicted model, not a curated record
AUGGCCGAGGUGCAGCAUGAUAACAGUGCAGAGCAUGUUGUCUCGGAAAAAAAAGACUUGAGUGCUAGCGAUGAUGUACCAGAUUCAUUUGGUACUAUGACAAAGGAUGACAAGCGCGCAUUCAUUUUGCUUGUGGUCCUGUAUGCGUUACAAGGCAUUCCGGUUGGUCUGACAUUCGGAACAAUGCCCUUUCUGCUCAAGUCGCAUGUAGGCUAUGGCGGACUGGGUUUUUUCAUGCUCAGCACGUACCCUUACUCGAUCAAGCUAUUGUGGAGUCCUAUUGUCGACAGCUAUUUUGUCAGUUCAUGGCGUAUUCCUUGCACGAAGUGGGAGCUGUAUCUGGGCCGGCGAAAAAGCUGGAUCGUACCUGUGCAGAUAAUUGUUGGACUGACAUUUAUUGCAUUGGCUAAGAAUAUUGACGCCCUUAUGGAACGCGCAGAUACCUUGAUUAGCCUUAUCACAUGUGUGUUCUUUGCCUUGAUUUCACUGGCAGCGACGCAGGACAUUGCUGUCGAUGGUUGGGCCCUCACGCUGCUAUCGAAGAAUAGCUUAGGAUAUGCUUCAACGGCUCAAACUAUCGGCGUUAACCUCGGCUACUUUAUGAGCUUCACCGUAUUUCUCGCACUGAAUAGUGUAGAAGCCUGCAACAAAUAUCUUCGCUGGACUCCCAAAAAUACGCCCAUUCUUACUUUGUCUGGAUACCUGCAGAUGUGUGGUGUGGCAUUUAUUUGUGUAACACUGUGGCUCUUGUUUUAUCAAAAGGAAGCAAAGGAAAGUGAACGCAUGGAGAUUCGCGAAGCAUACUCUACGAUUUGGCAGAUUUGCCAACUCCGACAUGUACAGUUGUUUUUAAUUGUUCAUAUGAUCUGCAAGAUUGGAUACCAAGCGAAUGAUGCAGUAACCGGGCUCAAACUUGUAGAGCGCGGACUUGGCAAAGAAGACCUGGCGUUUGCCGUGCUUGUCGAUUUUCCAUUCCAGCUUUUAUUCGGUUAUUUGACCGCCACUUGGUCUCGUGGCGAUAAGGCACUGCAGCCUUGGAUGGUAGCUAUGGUGUUUAAAUUGCUAUUUGCUGCCAUGAGCAUGGGUGUGGUGGCCGGUAUGUCAGCGGAUGGCAGUGAACCGAUCACGACAUCGUACUUUCUACUGAUUUUGUUCUCUACAAUUCUCAACAGUUUUGCCAGUACGGUUCAAUUUGUGGGAAUUACCGCAUUUCACACACAAGUGGCUGAUCCAGUAAUGGGUGGCACGUAUAUGACGCUGCUUAAUACCAUCAGCAAUCUGGGCGGAACGUGGCCAAGGUAUUUUGUUCUCAAAAUGGUUGACUUCUUUACGGUUUCGAUGUGCCGGCCGCCGCUAGACGUGGAUUUCAACAAGAUUGAAAAAAUGCUCCAUAUGUCCAAUGCUUCGCUAUCGCUUGGCGAAUGUAAGUCAGAGGCUGGCUUGGAGCAUUGCAGCAAAAUAGGUGGUACGUGCGCCACCAUUCGCGAUGGCUACUUCGCUACGAGCACGAUAUGUAUCGCACUGGGCGUGGUGACAUUUGUAUUCUUCAUUGUACCUAUCUGCCGUCGCCUCCAACGCAUAGCCCCAAGUGAGUGGCACGUUGUGUCGCACGCGCAGAAAAAGCAUUAG